CUGACAUUUGCCUGCCCAGCCCGCAACCAUUUUAAAACGAGUGUCAGAUUAUUAAUCAAUGAAAACCAAAAAAAAUAUCUGAUAAAUUGUAAACUAAUGUGCCUUCCAUAGAAUAUUAACUGGCAAUUGCGUUUUAGUAUAACUGUCGUAUUUAUUUAAGUGUUAUGUGCCUGAUAAUGUUAUCGCGGCUUAACAUUCGGCGGAUUAUUCCGUCUUCAUUUCAAAUAGUUAAAUCAGCUGUAACAACAAAUAUUCGACUAUGCUUUAAGCAUCACGUAACCCGUACUACAUAUGGCCCACCAUUUCGCUUUCCCAACGUGGAAAUACGGCGGUUGUACACUGUACAGACUGAGAAAGAACCAGAGAAACAUUCGGUUGACUAUGACUACGUUAAGAGAGCAGCAUCUAAUGCCAGUACUCUAAUCAUUGAUGUGAGGGAACCUGACGAAGUUAAAGAACAUGGCAAAAUACCAAACAGUGUUAACAUCCCAUUGGGUAGUGUAUCACCAGCUCUUGGUUUAAUGACUGACAAAGAAUUUGAAGAUGCAUACAAUGUUCCUAAACCUACAGAAGACAAUGAAUUAAUAUUCUAUUGCAUGAUAGGCAAAAGAUCUGCGAAGGCACAACAAAAUGCUCUGAACUUGGGAUACAAAAAUGCAAAGAACUAUAGUGGCAGUUGGAAUGACUGGGCAAGCAAAAUUCAAAAGUAAUAAAAAAACAUUGACCCAACUGUAUUGUGGACUUCCUUGUUCUGACUGAAUUGUUAUUGACUUGUAGAAAUUUUAUUGAUGUUUUUUAUAACAUGUCAUGUGCAAUAUAGUUGAUUAAUUUUA
Trichoplusia ni (cabbage looper) is the source of this 833-nucleotide messenger RNA. Its product is annotated as putative thiosulfate sulfurtransferase, mitochondrial. Gene Ontology annotation, cellular component: mitochondrion. Bases 165 to 710 code for a protein of 181 amino acids. The record is from RefSeq and is a predicted model, not a curated record. Gene Ontology annotation, molecular function: thiosulfate-cyanide sulfurtransferase activity. The transcript has 4 exons. NCBI's taxonomy places the organism in Eukaryota, Metazoa, Arthropoda, Insecta, Lepidoptera, Noctuidae.